Molecule: messenger RNA, 1509 nt
Organism: Cladocopium goreaui
Lineage: Eukaryota; Dinophyceae; Suessiales; Symbiodiniaceae
Source: the annotation of a GenBank genome assembly
AUGGCUGGUGCACGCAACGCCGAGCUAGAGGGGAUGAAGGAGACGGAAGCGCGCAAGCAACACGCGGAGGAGCUGAGCCAAAGUUUGCUCCAGGCUUCCCGCAAAGCGGAACAGCAGAAACGACGAGAGCAGCGUGCCUUAGGGGAGAAGACCAGAGACCAAAUUCAGAUGGUCAAAGAUGUGGCUCGAAGUUUUUUUUCCAGCUCAAAGAAGCUGCGCUACUCACCUGCCAUGACCCCACACCUUUCCUGUGCCCUGUGGGCCCUUUCGGUGGCCGCGGCCACCGCUUCCAACGAAUUUCUGGUGCCCAACUGGGUGCCUUCCAAGCGACUUCGGAUACGCAAUGCCUGCCAGAGUGAGCCGGUCUGGAUUGCUCACAUGGCAGGCCAGGGUAUCGGCCCCGAUCUGCAGAAUGUGAAGAUUGAAGCAAACUCCAUGUGGGAUUUUGUGACCCCCUCCAACUUGUCCAGCACUCGGUACUGGCCCAAGUUCCGUUGCGACGACCGCGGAAACGGCUGCCUGAUUGGCGAAAGUGGCGGCCCCGUUCAGGCCUGCGGCCAGGAAGGGUGCGCACCCCCUGUCGAUACCAAAUUCGAAGCAACUUUUGGGGUGCAAGCGGAAGCAUGCAAUGGGGAGCAGAAAGGCUGUGACUGGGUGGACAUAAGUUUGGUGGAUGGCUUCACAGUGCCCUUCGAAUUGUCCAUUCAUGGCACCUGCUACAACGGAUCUGGCACUUUGAUCCAGGAUUCUCAAAAGCAUAUUGAUUGUUCUGGCUUGGAUUUGUAUCACUGCCCAGCCUUUGAAGAUGUGGCAGGCGACACAGUGGACCUGCGAGCCACCAUGGGUGGCAAGGUGCUGGGUUGCUAUUCGCCAUGUAGCAAGAUGACACUGCGACAAUGGGACAACGACCUGGCGGUAGGACGUUCCCCAAAGGACCACGAUUUGUUGCCGUACUGCUGCCCCACACCACCGGUCUCCCCUGAAGAGUGCAAGGCUGGACCGAUCAGGUCAACGGAAUAUGUCCAAACCCUCAAGAGGAUGUGCCCUGGCGUUUAUGGCUUCGCUUACGAUGACGGUAUGGGACUCUUGCGCUGCGACUCUUCCACCAAGUAUUUGUUCACCGUCGGCUGUCCCAAGACCCCGGAUGUGGGUAUCCCAGAUGAAUUGAUUGCCAAAAGGAAACUUUGGAGACUUCCUCCUUUGCCCUCGGUGCCCACCAAAGGUUGUCACAUCGGCGCCGUGGCCAUUUGCCCGGAUGGCGGCCGUUGCAGCGCAGAAUCGCCUUGCUGUUCAGAUGGCAGCUUGUGCCCCUCGUGGGGUGCGAUGGAAGAUGCCUCGGCUGGAUGCCCACAGCCCAAAAGGCUCACGUGCGUUGCAGAAACAUCCUGGCCCAGUCUGGACAUGUGCGAAGUGGGUGAUUUCGUGCCAUGCCCCGUGUCUGGUCCGCAGUUAGGAACACGUGUUGCCCUGACGGCAGCGCUUGUCCUUCAGCAGCAACCAGUCAGCUAG